AUGAAUAUUCAAAAUCCACAAAAAAUUAAAGAAGCACUCGAGCACUACAAGAGAGCUGACAAUGUCUCUGAUUGGAUCGUUCUUGGAUAUACAUCACCAACCACCGUAGAGUUGGUUGCCACUGGAUCGGGUGGUGCUGCCACUCUCUCCAAACAAUUGGAUGACUCAAAGGUACUCUACAUUUUGGUAAAGGAGGAAUACGACGAAUCAGAUCCAGGUUUCAAGGAGGGUGUCAUUGGAAACAAGGCAAAUUCAAAGGAUAUUUUCAUCGCUUGGACAGGUCCAAAGGUUGGAAUCAUCGAAAAGGGUAAAAAGAAAUCACACGUUGGAGAUGCCAAAGCUUGUUUCCAACCAUUCCAUGCUGAACUCACUGCUGUCAACUCUGCUCACUUUAACGAUAGAGUUAUUAAAGAUAAGGCCAACCCACUCUCUGGUAGCCACAUCAUCGAUUAA
Molecule: messenger RNA, 453 nt
Organism: Heterostelium album PN500
Lineage: Eukaryota; Evosea; Eumycetozoa; Acytosteliales; Acytosteliaceae
Product: coactosin family protein
Exons: 2
Coding region: 1-453 (150 amino acids)
Biological process (GO): regulation of actin filament polymerization
Cellular component (GO): site of polarized growth; actin filament; plasma membrane
Molecular function (GO): actin filament binding
Source: RefSeq, a predicted model, not a curated record